Thyridium curvatum is the source of this 342-nucleotide messenger RNA. RefSeq lists its product as uncharacterized. The record is from RefSeq and is a predicted model, not a curated record. The transcript has 2 exons. NCBI's taxonomy places the organism in Eukaryota, Fungi, Ascomycota, Sordariomycetes, Thyridiales, Thyridiaceae. The coding region runs from base 1 to 342 and encodes 113 amino acids.
AUGGUCAAGAUCACUCUUGCUAUCUCUGCUGCUGUUCUGCUAGUCAGCGUUCAAGCUGCACCCCCAUGCCCGGCCAAUGUUCAGCUGUGCGGCUCCGAGAUUCUCGACGUUUUCCAAUGUGACACCGUGGAGCAUCUCGAGAGCAUCACACCUCACAUCAACCCGGCCGAGAACAUCCGUACCGAUAUCUAUCCAACCAACGCACAAGGUGUUCCCCAAAUCCCCUUGGCGGACUGCAGCGGCAGUCCUCGGGGCUGUAUCAACUCUAAUCUCGGUGCCAACCCUCCUCGCAAUGCCAUGUGUGGAAACACUCCGUUUCUUGCCCGGGCUCCUCGCAAGUAA